Messenger RNA from Symbiodinium pilosum, 921 nucleotides. Lineage: Eukaryota; Dinophyceae; Suessiales; Symbiodiniaceae. The record is from the annotation of a GenBank genome assembly.
AUGGGUGUUUCAGAUUUAGACAGACAGAUCGACCAAUUGAAAAGGUGCGAGUACAUCAAGGAAGCUGAAGUCAAGGCCCUGUGCUCGAAAGCCCGUGAGAUCCUCGUGGAGGAGUGCAACGUGCAGCGGGUAGAUGCGCCUGUCACAAUUUGUGGCGAUAUCCAUGGGCAGUUCUACGAUCUAGUGGAACUCUUCAAGGUAGGCGGUGAUUGCCCUGAUACGAAUUAUUUGUUCAUGGGCGACUUCGUGGAUAGAGGUUUUUACAGCGUGGAGACUUUCUUGCUGUUAUUGGCGCUGAAGGUGCGCUACCCCGACCGAAUAACGUUGAUUCGGGGCAACCAUGAGAGCCGCCAGAUAACUCAGGUUUAUGGCUUCUACGAUGAAUGCCUGCGAAAGUACGGUAGCGUAAAUGUGUGGCGCUACUGCACAGAAAUCUUCGACUAUUUGGCCCUGGCUGCCCUUAUAGAGGAUCGCGUGUUUUGCGUUCAUGGGGGACUUUCUCCAGCAAUCACAACCCUGGAUGAUGUGCGAAGUAUUGAUCGCAAGCAGGAGGUACCCCAUGAAGGUGCAAUGUGCGACCUGAUGUGGUCAGACCCAGAGGACCUAGACGGCUGGGGCCUUUCGCCUCGAGGUGCUGGUUACCUCUUCGGUGCCGACGUGGUCAAAGGGUUUAACCAGACCAACGGUAUUGAACUCAUUGGACGAGCCCACCAGCUAGUCAUGGAGGGUUACAAGUGGAUGUUCAAUGAGGCUCUUGUGACUGUUUGGUCUGCUCCAAACUACUGCUACCGGUGUGGAAAUGUGGCUGCGAUUCUAGAGUUCGACGAGAACCUGAAGCAGUCCUUCCGAAUCUUUGAGGCUGCGCCAGCAGAUGCGCGCGGUCAGCCCUCGAGAAAGCUCGUGCCGGAUUAUUUCCUGUGA